Molecule: messenger RNA, 261 nt
Organism: Synchytrium microbalum
Lineage: Eukaryota; Fungi; Chytridiomycota; Chytridiomycetes; Synchytriales; Synchytriaceae
Exons: 3
Coding region: 1-261 (86 amino acids)
Source: RefSeq, a predicted model, not a curated record
AUGUUUCCCUUUCAACUCAGAGCUUAUGAAGAAUCAGACGAGUUUUGUCCUCAUUGUGACAACCACUAUGUUAUUAACGCCAAGACUCCAUCAAUGGGUAUUGGUGUUGAAGGAGAUGAUCCUCGUCUAGUCAAGGAUAUGAGAGCCAAAGUUGCUCAAUUUAAUGAACCUGAUCUGAUGGCGGAUCGUUUGGAGUACUGGAAUGAAAUUGCACAUAGGAAGUCGUUUGCGUUCUGGGAACAGGCACAUGCGGAUGUGUAG